GCAAGUGUCAAAUGAGGACACGAGUCGGCUAAACUGAAACUGCAUCGCCGCUGAUAUGACCAGCCAAUUAAAUAUUAGCACACCCAUAUGGACGUGUUUGAUUGGUGAGGGGACUUGCCUUUUUUUCUUACGUUGACCUGAAAUAGCCUCUUGGCAGGUGAACAAAAUUUCGACUGCUUGUCCUGAAGGACGUGGGCGACUUUUUCAACUGCGUGGCCACAUUGACCAACUGUCUUGGAAUUCUGAAAAAACAAGCACUCUAUCCUAGAGAAAAAUGUCGGGACUGAAUCGUUCUUUCACUUUUCUUAAAAGUGCUGUAAGAUCACAGAUUGUGCCAAAAGCCAGCCUCACAGCCAAGCCUGCAAAGCAUGUCGUAUCUGGAGCAGAGCAGGUCUUUGUGAUGACUGUCUUUUUCGUGACCAUCCUGGGGCCAUCGGGUUGGGUCCUGGCCCACUUGGAGAGCUACAAAAAGAAAGAGUGACGCGCAGCUGCCAGCGGCCAUCCGUCCAUUCCCUUCAUGUGACCUCAGAAAUGUGAUUCUUAAUAAAUACAUCAGUGUCUGUA
Molecule: messenger RNA, 564 nt
Organism: Engraulis encrasicolus (European anchovy)
Lineage: Eukaryota; Metazoa; Chordata; Actinopteri; Clupeiformes; Engraulidae
Product: cytochrome c oxidase subunit 8B, mitochondrial
Exons: 2
Coding region: 275-481 (68 amino acids)
Biological process (GO): mitochondrial electron transport, cytochrome c to oxygen
Cellular component (GO): mitochondrion
Source: RefSeq, a predicted model, not a curated record